AUAUAGAGGGCGCCCUUUGUGCAACCUUUGACACAUUUUGUUGAUAUCGACACCGAUGCCGAGAACAAACUAUAUGGGAAAAUGAUGAGAUGGUCUAGGUGCCAUAUCCUUAGUAAUUUUGUAGAAUCUGGCUGCUUUUGUCACUGAAACGGCAACAAUGCAGGAAGUACCAGUCCGUGUGGCCGUUAGGAUCCGCCCAUUUCUUCCUCAAGAGAAGCUGCAUCAUCACGAGAGUUGUGUGCGCGUGAUUCUUAACUCCAAUCAAGUGAUUGUCGGAAGGGAUCGCGCAUUCACGUUUGACCAUGUUUUGUCUUCAAAGAUAAACCAGGAAGAAGUGUAUAACAUCUGUGUGAGCAGUUUAGUGGCCAGUUUCUUUGAAGGUUACAAUGCAACAAUCUUUGCAUAUGGACAAACAGGUUCUGGCAAAACCUACACUGUCGGGGGACAUACGGCGGCUGCCUUGACCGAAGAUGAACAAGGCAUCAUCCCCAGAGCUGUGCAACAAAUGUACAACAUCAUUAAGGAAAACCACAACGUGGAAUACAACCUGAACGUGUCGUACAUUGAGAUCUAUAAGGAGGAGCUCAAAGACCUGCUGGAUUUGGAGACUAGCAGCAAAGAGAUGCAUAUCAGGGAAGAUGAGCACGGAAACACUGUUGUCAUUGGUGCGACUGAGGUCGCCUGUGAUAGUCUUGACGAAGUCUUGAACUGCCUGGCGAUUGGUUCAGCUCAUCGGCACACCGGAGCUACAAACAUGAACGAAGUCUCAAGUCGAUCACACUCUAUCUUCACUAUAGCAUUACAACAAAGAUGGGAGGACCCAGCUAAUGUUGCAAACGGGGAACCGGUGGCAGACGACGACCAAUCAGAAGCCAGCGUACACACCAUGGCCGCCAAAUUCCACUUUGUGGAUCUGGCCGGCUCUGAGCGCGCUCACAAAACUGGCAACGCUGGCGAAAGAUUCAAAGAAUCUGUCCAUAUUAACAGUGGUCUCCUAUCCCUGGGUAACGUGAUCAGUGCGCUGAGCGAUCCCAAACGACGAGGCGCACACAUCCCGUACCGCGACUCCAAGAUUACGAGAAUCUUGAAGGACUCACUUGGAGGCAACGCUAAGACGUGUAUGAUCACGUGCAUCAGUCCGUCCGCGGUCAGUUUUGACGAAACGCUGAACGCUCUCAAGUACGCCAACAGGGCACGUAACAUCAAGAAUAAGCCGAUUAUCAAUCGCGAUGUGAAUUCGUGUCGUAUCGCGGCCAUGCAGACAGAGAUAGAGGCGUUGCGAGAGGAGUUACAGCGCCACCAAUCUGCGAAAUCAGACCGCAACUAUGACGGAGUGGAUUCACAGAGAGUCAAGGAUCUAGAAGGAAGUAUUAUCAGGAUACAAACCCAGUCCGCUCACUACCAAGUCUGCACGGAGGAAGCCGUGAAAUUACUCAACGUUCUUCAGGAUAACGAGGGACUGACGGACGAUGAAGUAACGGCCAUCAGGAAUUGGUUGGAUUUAGCCCAGGAGGCUCAGGACGCUAAUAACGACGAUGGGAAAACCGCGAUGCUCGGCGAUCAACAGGCGACUAUUGAAGACUUGCAACAGAAACUAAAAAAGGCACUUGAUGAUCUGGCCAGUGAUGAAGAAAUUUUCAGUGCGAAGACGAAAGAGAACAACGAACUGCUGGCACGAAUCAAGCAACUGGAAAAAUCAAAUGAAGAAACAGCAAAUGGACUAGAGACUGCUAUGGCAAGACUCCAUCACCAAGAAGAGGAACUGAUAGAACAACAGACUAUCAUACAGGACUUACAGGCACACCAAAAGGUGAUAGACUCUGCACCAGCAGGUGACAACUUUGAAGCGCCUCUGACAGGCCGUAGGAGACCCAUGUCAGUGCCAGCCCAUCUGACUGGAUUGAUGAGAGCUAAAUCAGCGGCUGGAGGAGAGACUAUCCAUGGAGAGAGGCCGCAGUCUAGGAAGUUGCAUACCAGUCCGCCAUUGUUUUCUAGUCAGCAGACUUCCGUCUUUUCAUCCGGUCCUUCUAUCACGAGCCGCGUCUCCGUUUCCACCGCUCACGUCUACAAUCAAUUUCUGAACACUUUGUUCUCCUUGGAGCGAAUCGUCCAAGGCUUCCGAGCCAGAAGCCAUCUCAUCCUCAAGCGUCUUGAAGAGCAAGAUGAAGUCAUGUUGUGGGAGAUGAGUGACAGUAGCAAUGAUGAAAACGACGACAAGUCAGGGGUCUUGGGCCAUACUUGGAGUAAAUCUCGCCUCUCCAGGAAGAAGUCGGAUUCUAAAAAGAGUGAAUCGGCGAGUCGGUUGUCCAAUAAUGACAGCAACAAUAAGUUUGGAGGGACUAUGACCAAAGCGUCAGCCGUGUCCGAUCUGAAGGAUCUUCCCCACGUGACAUCCCACGAGAUGCAAGCGCUGCGAUCCAGCACCGUGGACCACCAGCACAAAGUCAGAGAGUCCAAACUACGAGUGCAAGAAGCUCAACAGAAGAUGAGAGAUUUAGCUCUAAAUAUCAGGUUGAAGGAGGAACUAAUCCGUGAGUUGGUCAAGACGGGCCGAGAAGCGGAGACAACUAACAAGAAAUACACGGAGAGAAUCAAGCAGCUUGAAACGGAGGCCCAGAGUGCCAAGACGGAGCUACACGAGGCCCAAGAAGCAUUGCAUCGCCUAGGAGCCAAAGAACAACACGAGACACAGGAUAAGGAUAAACUCGGCGAAGAGUACCGCCGAAAAAUGGACAAAGCGAAGAACAGAAUGAAAGAACUACAACGUAAACAACACGAUACGGAGAAAUUGUUGAAGGUUCAGAAUCAGAGUGAUAAGAAAGCUUUGGAUUUGGAGCUGGCGGUCGGCAGAAUGAAGCAACAUCAGGAAUUACUGCAGCAGCGACUGAAGGAUGAAGCAGACAGGAAACUCAAACUAGAGAAAGAAAUGCAAAAAGACCAACAGAGGAUCCGUGAGUUGGAGAUUAGAAUGGAGCAACAGCAGAAGAUACUCAAGAGAAAAACUGAAGAGGUUGUAGUUGCCCAGCGUAAGCUACGUCAGGGUAGUGCUCAUGGCGACGAUCACGCUAAAUUAGAUGAGCAGAAACGCUGGAUGGAUCAUGAAGUGGACAAGGUUCUGGAACGCAAACGCAAAGUCAAGGAGUUAGAAGAAGAGCUUGCGAAACGAGAGGAAAUUGUCGCCAAAAAAGAACAUCUUCUUAGGGAGAAAGGAGAACUGGAGAUAAGGAGAUUACGUUCCAGCCAGACAUUGACAAAGGAUUUGAAAGGGUUGUCGUCUAGAAUUGAGAGCGUCGAUAAACAGCUAGCAGCAAAGCAUGAAGAUUUGAGGGUCAGCGUGGAGGCAGUUAGUGGUGAUAUCACAGCACAUAUCAAGACACUCAAACGAGAUAGAGAUCGUCUUGUUAAGCAACGAGAAAUUCUGGACUCCAAGCUAGGACAGGGAGCUAUUCUAUCCCCAACAGAAGAAAGAAGGUUGAUAGAGAUGGAUGAAGGCAUCGAAGCAUUAGAUGCGGCCAUCGAUUUCAAAAAUGAAGUCAUUGCAAGCCGACAACAAGAACUGCGCAAAGCCGGCCUCACAACAAUUGAUGAGGCAUUAUCAGGAAGGUUGCAGUCACUAUCUGCAGCAGAUGCUACUAGUCUCCUCAUAAAAUACUUUGAAAAGGUCGUCGACCUCCGUGAGACGGACAAGAAGAAGGAUCUUACCAUUACCGAGAUGGAGAUGAAAGUCGACGAGCAAUCGCGGCUGUUACGGGAGCUAGAGAACACGCUGCAGCGAUCCAGGUUGGAACUGGAUCGCAAACUGAUGUCUCAGCAGAAACAACACGAGCAGCGAGUUCAGAUGUUGAUCAGGCAGCAGGCCGACGGCGAUGGUGGUAAUAUAAGUGCCCAUGACAAGCAGAUUGCUGAUCUAGAGAAGGAUCUUUACUACUACAAGAAAACCAGCAGGGAACUCAAAAAGAAAUUACGUCAGGUGCUGACUGAUGGGGCGCCCUCUAGUGGCCCCAAUGGGACAGGAAAUGACGACUUUGACAGAAGUCUGGAGACUAGACCGGGCGUGACGCCUGUAAGGAAAUCAAGGAGAGAAGUCAGGGAACUCAGUGCUGCAGAGCUGUCUGUUCGUAGAUCCGGAGCCAGUCAAGCGUCUUUAGUCGCAGAUUCCAUUGAUAAACUUAAUCCAAGUAACGGUGCCUCCUCUGCGAAUCCUUGGAACUGAUGUAAUGCAGCGUUUGGUAUGUGAAUCAAAUAUCAAGUCUUAUUCAAUGCCUGAAUAAAUCCCAGUCAUCUAAUUGGUGGGUCGUUGAUCACAUGUCAAUGAAUUAUUCAUCCCAUCCGGGGCCCGGCCACACUGCAAAAAUAGAAGUUCGAUUCCAUGGUCACAUGACUGGUGAUUCUGACCAAUCAGAUGACGAGAAUUUUAUUCAGGUGUUGUAUAAAACAAACAAUGAAUAUUUCAUGAAUCAUUCAUGCAGUGGAAAAAUAAUUUCUAUUCAUAAGAUGGAAUUUUGCGUCGGGGUGAUGUAAUUCAAAU
This is a messenger RNA of Patiria miniata (bat star), 4528 nucleotides long. Its product is annotated as kinesin-like protein KIF27. The coding region runs from base 158 to 4213 and encodes 1351 amino acids. Lineage: Eukaryota; Metazoa; Echinodermata; Asteroidea; Valvatida; Asterinidae. The transcript is spliced from 34 exons. Gene Ontology annotation, biological process: mitotic spindle organization; microtubule-based movement. The record is from RefSeq and is a predicted model, not a curated record. Gene Ontology annotation, molecular function: microtubule binding; microtubule motor activity; ATP binding.